Molecule: messenger RNA, 573 nt
Organism: Penaeus chinensis
Lineage: Eukaryota; Metazoa; Arthropoda; Malacostraca; Decapoda; Penaeidae
Product: histidine-rich glycoprotein-like
Exons: 2
Coding region: 1-573 (190 amino acids)
Source: RefSeq, a predicted model, not a curated record
AUGAAGUUUGUCAUUGUUUUUCUGUUGGCUGUCGCGGUGGCAGCAGAGCAGAAGCGUGAGGCAGAUCCCCAUUAUGGCUACGUUAAUCCUUACUAUCUCCAUCACGGACAUCAUCAUGUGGGAAUAGGUCAUCACCCAGGCCACGCUACCUCAUAUGUGCACUCCCAUAUUGGCAAGAGGGAAGCUGAGGCCGAUCCUCACGGUGGAUACGGCAAUCGUUACCUCUACCAUGGACUUCAUUAUCCCGUUGGAAUAGCCUAUCACCCUGGCCAAGCGACUUCACAUGUGCACUCCCACAUUGGCAAGAGGGAGGCUGAGGCCGAUCCUCACGGUGGAUACGGCACUCGUUACCUCUACCACGGACUUCAUUAUCCAGUUGGAGUAGCUUAUCACCCUGGCCACGCGACCUCAUACGUGCACUCCCACGUCGGCAAGAGGGAGGCUGAGGCCGAGCCAAAUCCUCACGUUGGAUACGCCCUUCCUUACGGCUACCUUGGUUAUGGGGGAUAUGGUUACCCCCUUUCCUACGGUUACCGUGGAUACUAUCCUUAUCGACAUGGCAUUCUUGGUUGA